AUGCCGUGGACUGUGACAAACUCAUUCAAGCGAGGUCUCAUGAUGAAAACUUACGGACGGCCACUUUGGCGCGUCUACGACGAAGACCAACGGCCUGCCGCCAAAAAACGACGCGUUCAAUCCGGCAAUGAUUCCGACGAAGCCGAAAAUAGCAUCCAAUAUGCCAUCCGCGAGUCUUCCGCCGCCAUCAUGUCCAGUCCGUCGCGUCGCAAUUCUAUUCUUCUCUCCGAAGGCACGCAGGAAGAUGAUCUAUCGACACCCCCAUCUUCUCCCCCACCGCGAUUAAGCCCCCCUCCCGCCAACACGCGGAAACCCACGUUUGCCUUCUUGAAGCGUAAACAGUCCGCCACCAAGGAUGCCAGCAAUGGCACCCCUGUUACGAAUGGCACUACCACCAACGGCACCACGAAUGGCACCCCACUCACCGAGGUCAACUCUAACAGCGUGCGCGCCUCGGUGGACCCGCCCAAGAAGAAAGCGCCGCAGCCGCAGCAGCCGCCAGUCUUGAAGCAGAUGCAGAUCGACCUGGGCCACGAAGUACGGAGGACGUGUGCAACUUGUGGCAUGGAAUACGUGCCGUCGAACACGGAGGAUGCGGCAUUGCAUAAGAAGUUUCACGAUAUGAACUCCACAGGGGUAGAUCUGGGGAAGGCCUUCAUGCGGGCCAACGCAUCACGCUGGGUCUACGAAGCUACACGGUUUGACGAGGGAUAUGUGGUCAUCGUGGAUCGCAAGGCAUCGCCGACCGCGAAGAACCAAGCGAAGAAGGUGCUGGAGGUCAUUUGCAAGGAGCUGUCGUCCCCGACGAUCGAGGAUGAGGUUCUGUGGAGUCAAACGGAAGCGCCCAAGCAUCUGCAACAGAACGGAGUACCGGAGAAAGUGGACCGGUACAAGGUGUUUUUGCACAUGAAGGACAGUCGAUGUGUAGGGGCAUGCUUGACGGAGCGAAUUUGGGAGUCACGGCCGGUCAAGAAGUCGGCCGUUUCGGGCAAUGGACCGGACUCGUCGGUCACGGUGGGAGAGGAAAGGCAUCCGGCCAUCGUGGGCAUUUCGCGCAUAUGGACAUCGGGCUCUUCACGCCGGAAAGGCAUUGCCAUGGAUCUGUUAGACUGCGUGGUGAGCAACUUCAUCUACGGGAUGGAAAUCCCCAAGGAGCAGGUGGCGUUCAGCCAACCGACCGAGAGCGGCAAGGGGCUGGCGCAGUCAUUCUUCGGCAACGAGGAGUGGCAUGUUUACGAGGAAAGCUAA
This is a messenger RNA of Aspergillus tubingensis, 1248 nucleotides long. RefSeq names its product ESCO family N-acetyltransferase. Gene Ontology annotation, biological process: mitotic sister chromatid cohesion. The transcript has 2 exons. The record is from RefSeq and is a predicted model, not a curated record. Bases 1 to 1248 code for a protein of 415 amino acids. Gene Ontology annotation, molecular function: protein-lysine-acetyltransferase activity. Gene Ontology annotation, cellular component: chromatin; nucleus. NCBI's taxonomy places the organism in Eukaryota, Fungi, Ascomycota, Eurotiomycetes, Eurotiales, Aspergillaceae.